AUGCUCCUGCUCCUCGCCCAAACAAGAGGAAGAGAGAACCCCUGGGAAAGCUACCGCCAGGCUCCUGGCUCUCUCAAUAGCGUCAUACGCCAGAAUCCUCGCACCCGCCUGUACCCCCCUCCACAUCUUUGGACCGCGCGACAUGUCGAGCUCUUGGGUGCCACCUUUGUUGAUGUCGAUAUCAAUCACACCGAUGACAACGACAGAGACGAUAGCCAGCCACAUCUAGACCUACCACACAACGUCGCCGAGGUUGGCAAGCUGCGUGCCUAUGGUGGGAACCCAACGAAUGCCAGCCGCUUCCUCAAAUCUAUCCUCAAGAACUGGGGGUUCUGUCUUGACGCAAAGGACAAGACGACCUUGCCCUUCAGGUUUGGCCGCCACAUCUGCUGCCACCUCCCCAUCCAGACCCUCUGCCACAGCUUCCAUCCACCACCCACCACGCCUACAGUCGCCAUGGUCAACCUCUAUCAAGUCACGAGCAGCAGGAACCUGCGCGUUGUCGAUGCAAAGGCCGGUGGCCGCUGUGAAACCAUACAAUACCUGGCGCUGCCUUGCCCCCCUGCCAAGCGAGAGCCGUGUGUUCUCGCCGUUCUGCUUGCCCUUGCCGCCCAUCUCUAUCCGAGUUAUAAUGCAGAGGGUCUAGCUUAUCCUCCCUCUGUGCAGGUCCACCUCAUCGAUACAUCACCCGACCACCCAUCCCGAGGUAUCUAUCUCUCCUCGGCCGAUAUCACACCUCAAUCGGUCGCUAGUUUCCAACACCCCGACGACGUCUUCCUUCCCACCCCGAAACCCCUCAAGGUCCGAAGAGCCUGGCUGGACCUAGAGGGCUAA
Messenger RNA from Thyridium curvatum, 834 nucleotides. RefSeq lists its product as uncharacterized. The coding region runs from base 1 to 834 and encodes 277 amino acids. The record is from RefSeq and is a predicted model, not a curated record. The transcript is spliced from 3 exons. NCBI's taxonomy places the organism in Eukaryota, Fungi, Ascomycota, Sordariomycetes, Thyridiales, Thyridiaceae.